AUGACUGAAAGUUUUAUGAUAGUAGAUGGAGAGGAAAGACCUUGUUCGAGCGGUGUCUCCAUGCCUGCAGACGAUGAGGCACUAAAAGACGAUGCAAGCAAUGAUGAACAGUACGAGCCUGAAGGUGAUGUCACGGAUGGCCCGAUCUACAUUCCAUCAGUAUGUGCGCCACGUUCUUCGGAUCAGCAGUCAACGAAUGUGGUGGUCGACGAAGGUCUGGGAAAAUGUGAUGGGAAUGAUGAGGAGGAUGAAAAGGGUAAGGUAUUGAGAGGGCUGUUGAAGCGUGAAGCAACUCAUCUUGGUGGUGUGGGCUUGAUGCUGGAUCGUCUGCGGAAUCCACAGCCAAAAAGACGUAUUGUUCUGGGUGGUGUGCUCACAAAUAAUCAUCGUUUGUUAGCACCAAUUCGCACGCCUCAUCAUCUAUCGAUGGCAAUGGAUGACUUGUUUAAAAUGGAACCAGCUCAACAACAGCAAACAAUACGUGAAGUAAGACGUGUUAUGCGUUCAAAAAUGUAUCGCUGUAAACGAUGUAAAAAUCGUUUCAUCGAAAGGAAUCUUUACGAAAGGCAUUUGCGUGAUCGCCAUUUGAGUGAUUAUGAGGAUUACAUGCGUGAACAAGAAGCUGAAAUGGAACAACAAAGGCAAGAAGAACUAGAAGCGAAUCGAAUUGAAGAAUUACAAACCGGUGGUUUCAUUCCACCAGCCAACGAUAUCAAUGCUGAAAAAUUUCCAGUUGAUGUUGAUAAGAUACCUCUACCUGGUGAAUUGAAUGGUGGUAUAGCACCACGUUUCGAUACAUUCGGCGGAUUAAAAUCAGUUCGACGACCGUAUCGUAAAAAGAUCUCACCACAGUGUCCGUUUUGCGAUAAACGUUUUCGAAAUGAAUUUUCAUUGAAGAAGCAUUUCAUCAAGAAGCACCCGGAUUGUGUGGAAUUUGUGCAGUGUGUUAAAUGCUUUAAAUGUCUGAAAAAUUAUUCCGAACUCAGUUCACAUCAGUGCGAACUGGCUCAUGUUUGUUUUGAGUGCGUCCCGAUUCGCAAUCUUUGCACUGAAGUUCGACUAAAUAAUCAUCGAAAAAAAUUCCAUCGUGGGGCAAAUUCAGGAUUCAGAUGUAAUUUGUGUAAUUUGAAAUUCUUAACACCGAGGAAGCUGCGUAAACAUAAAAAAAUGUCGCACGUGUUCACGAAAACAUAUCAGUGUCAUUUUUGUGACGAAAUAUUCAUCAGUGAGGUUGCGGUGAUGACACAUGAACGAAUCCAUACUGGAAUAAUAAAGUUCGAAUGCAAAGUUUGUGAUUUCAAAUGCAAUCGAUUUGUUCAAAUGGAAUAUCACAACAAAGAAGAGCAUGGCUAUAUCUGCUCCAUCUGUCAUGAUCGUUUGUCCGAAUGGUCUGAUAUCAAGAAUCAUACGUUAAGUGAACAUGGUGGCUAUCUCACUACUGAAUCAAAUUCUGGGUACAUAGAGAGUCCACGAGUUUGGGUAAUGUUCAAAGGCGAGUGA
Molecule: messenger RNA, 1500 nt
Organism: Anisakis simplex (herring worm)
Lineage: Eukaryota; Metazoa; Nematoda; Chromadorea; Rhabditida; Anisakidae
Source: the annotation of a GenBank genome assembly